Messenger RNA from Debaryomyces fabryi, 633 nucleotides. RefSeq names its product superoxide dismutase. Gene Ontology annotation, biological process: superoxide metabolic process. Gene Ontology annotation, cellular component: mitochondrion. Gene Ontology annotation, molecular function: metal ion binding; superoxide dismutase activity. Bases 1 to 633 code for a protein of 210 amino acids. NCBI's taxonomy places the organism in Eukaryota, Fungi, Ascomycota, Pichiomycetes, Serinales, Debaryomycetaceae. The transcript has a single exon. The record is from RefSeq and is a predicted model, not a curated record.
AUGACGAAUAACACAGCAUUUGGUAAAAAUAAGAUUGAAUUACCCCAAUUAGAUUGGGCCUAUGAUUCAUUGGAACCUUAUAUUUCUGCUAAGAUUAAUGAAAUUCACCACAAGAAACAUCACCAGACUUAUGUUAAUGGCUACAAUAGCGCAAUUGAACAACUAAUUGAAGCAGAAGCCCAAGGUGAUGUUAAAAAAGCUAUUGAAAUUCAGCAAAAUAUCAAAUUCCAUGGAGGGGGUCAUACUAAUCAUGUCUUAUUUUGGAAAAGUUUAGCACCUAAAUCUCAGAAUGGUGGACAACAUCCCGGAUCUGAUACGAAGUUUGGCAAAAAAAUCGUCGAGCAGUAUGGAUCUGUUGAUAAUUUGAUUAGCAUUACAAAUGCAAAAUUGGCAAGUAUUCAAGGUUCAGGGUGGGCAUUCAUUGUCAAAAACAAUCAAAAUGGUGGGAACUUAGAUGUUGUUACAACGUAUAAUCAAGACACAGUCACGGGUCCUCUAAUUCCAUUAAUUGCAAUUGACGCUUGGGAACACGCCUAUUAUUUGCAAUAUCAAAAUGUUAAGGUAGAUUACUUCAAAGCCAUUUGGAACGUUAUAAACUGGGAGGAAGCUAGUAAAAGAUUUGAAUCUAAUUGA